Messenger RNA from Venustampulla echinocandica, 876 nucleotides. RefSeq names its product p-loop containing nucleoside triphosphate hydrolase. The record is from RefSeq and is a predicted model, not a curated record. NCBI's taxonomy places the organism in Eukaryota, Fungi, Ascomycota, Leotiomycetes, Helotiales, Pleuroascaceae. Bases 1 to 876 code for a protein of 291 amino acids. The transcript has 2 exons.
AUGUCUCCCAUAACAGAGUGGGCGGCUGCCCUCAUGAACCCAUCUCCUGUUGCGCUCAUCAUCGCUAUCCUGGUUGCGCUCAGUAUCCCCAUUUUCCUCCACUCGAUCGUCUUUCGAGCAAGUGGCCUCACCACCCUUCCCUCGAUACUACUUCUCGGACCCAGUGGUUCAGGGAAAACUUCGCUCCUAACACUGUUCGAGCGCGGCACAAAUCCAGCGGAUACCCACACCUCCCAGUCUCCCAUCGCCGUCGAAUGCCACCUCCCAGUAGGCGCAACCGCCACCUCAGACAAAUACCGCUCCGUCAAUGACCCCACCGCCAAUUCCACCUACAAGAAAUUUCUCCUAAUAGACACUCCGGGGCACGGUAAGUUACGGCACCACGCCCUAGAUAACCUUACGAAUCCCCAAAACCUGAAAGGCAUAAUAUUUGUUGCCGACGCAGCGACCCUUUCCGCAGGCGACGAAGGACUCCGCCAAACAGCAGACUACCUUCAUGAUGUACUGCUCCUCCUACAAAAGCGGAUGGAGAGCAAGAAUAAAGCUGCCAAGAAGUUAAGAGAUAUCCCCGUGUUGAUUGCGGCCAAUAAGAUGGAUCUAUUUACUGCUUUACCGGCGGCCUUGGUGAAGAGCACUUUGGAGGCGGAGAUUACGAAGAUUAGGACAUCGAGGAGUAAGAGGUUACUGGAUUCGGGUAUUGGGAUUGAGGACGAUGCGGAGAAUGAUGACUGGCUUGGUGAAAUUGGCAGUAAGGAGUUUAAGUUCAGCCAGAUGGAGGAGUUUGAUGUGUUGGUUGAGGUUGCCGGAGGAAAAGUCGCCGGGGGCGACGGACCAGCCGUAGAUAAGUGGUGGAAGUGGGUUUCUGAGAGGCUAUAG